UACAUACAUAUUAAAUGAUACGGAUCGAUCGGAGUAUUUCGAUCCUUGAUUACUUAAAUUAACUGCGAUCAAAUAAUUAAAUAUGGAUUGCGGUGCUUCGAGUUCGACGGCGGCGGAGCCUUCGAGCAAUGAUUAUAUUGCUGCGGCGCCGACGCAGCCGCUCGCGGAUCGAAUCAUCCGUGCCCUCCGUCACCCGCUCCGCCUCCUCCACCGCUCCGACGCGCUGUUCUUCGUGCUGGGGGCCACUGCCAACGUUUACACUGUCAACCUCGGCGGCGCCACCAUACAUUGCACAUGCCCCGACCCUACUGCUCCUUGCAAACACAUUCUCUUCGUCAUGAUCCGGGUACUAGGACUUAAGCUCCACGAUCCAUGCAUAUGGAGGAAGAGUCUUCCGCCACGACAGCUCAACCGGCUACUGGGCUUGCCAACCUCUGCAGAUGCAGUCGCCGGGACAAAGCUGCGAGAAAAGUUCCACCAGCUUUUCUCUCGGGAAAGGCCGCGGCACCCAGUAAUGGUGAUACCGGAGGGAGCGGCAUGCCCGGUUUGCUUGGAGGAAAUAGAGAGGGAAGAGCGAAGAGUAGCAGCCUGCGGAACGUGUAAGAACCCGAUUCAUGAGGAGUGCUUGCAGGCAUGGAGGAAGCAGAGCAAGCCCAGGAGAUCCUUCAGUUGUGUGCUCUGCCGUGCACGAUGGCGAGAUGUGAGGGCGGCGAACCCGGGUUUGUAUCUUAACUUAUCCAAUUAUGUAUCUUAGAGACGACGACGACCGAUAUGGUCAUGUACGUAUUAAUUGGUUGCAUGCGGUGAGAUCUAGUCGUUGUGGCGGUUAGCGUGCGCCACAAUAUAAUGCAUGGUGUACAUAUGUAUGUAGUGAAACUCAUUGAAUUUCGAUCUUAUAUUAUGACUAUAAACUUGAUUCACCAAAAGAUGACUUAUAG
This is a messenger RNA of Cuscuta epithymum, 938 nucleotides long. NCBI's taxonomy places the organism in Eukaryota, Viridiplantae, Streptophyta, Magnoliopsida, Solanales, Convolvulaceae. The record is from the annotation of a GenBank genome assembly.